This is a messenger RNA of Platichthys flesus (European flounder), 3822 nucleotides long. Its product is annotated as DENN domain-containing protein 3-like. Gene Ontology annotation, cellular component: cytoplasmic vesicle. The coding region runs from base 1 to 3822 and encodes 1273 amino acids. Gene Ontology annotation, biological process: regulation of Rab protein signal transduction. NCBI's taxonomy places the organism in Eukaryota, Metazoa, Chordata, Actinopteri, Pleuronectiformes, Pleuronectidae. The record is from RefSeq and is a predicted model, not a curated record. Gene Ontology annotation, molecular function: protein binding. The transcript is spliced from 27 exons.
AUGGCGGAUCAUCUGGCUCCUGCUCUGCUGGAAGCCUGCGUGGUGGUUGGAGCAACUAAUGACAAACUCAGGGAGGUCUACCAGACCUAUAAAUAUAAUGGGGCUCCUGAGAACCUCCUGCUGGAGCCGGAGGUACUGCAUAUACUGUCGCCUCCCUUUGUCGGCAGACCACAAAAUGAGAGUGACCUGGUGGGUUCACAUGGGAAGAGGCGACGCUCCUUUCUCAGGAAGAAGAGGGAACAUCAACCUACAGCAGCCUCAGCCCCGAGCCAAGGUGGAGCUGCUGAAGCGAGAGGAGGCAGUGAAGAUGUGAGCGUUCCUACAGAAAUUGACCUCAGGGCUUUACCUCAGCUCUGCUUCCCUGGUGGGCUCCAAGUAACCAAUGAACAGAAAGAUGAACAGUUUCACUUCCUGGUUUUCACCGACGUCUUUGGCAACAAGACCCAUGGAGUAGUGAUGCAGUGCUACCAACCAAUACUGGAAGGGAUCUCAUGCUUCUACAAUGAAGCCGGGUCCUCUAAGUUUUCUAAACUUUUCACUGCCUUCAGUUUCUGUGUCAUAUCCAAGUAUCCUUACUUCACUGCCCUCAGAGACUGUCUGUCAUGUCUGUUAAUCCAGCUGAGAACUUGUCGUCUAUCAGACAUGGAGGACAGAGUGAAGGAUUUUGCAGCCAAACUUUCACUCGUGCCAAUCCCACCUCCUGGACAACUGCAUUUGAUGUUUACUUUACGUCCUCUGACGAUUGUCCUACCGUCCAGAGAUGACAAAGACCACCCCGCUGUAGAUCUAGACCUCCACCUGCCUUUCCUUUGCUUGAGACCACAGCAAAUACUGCAGGUGCUGUCUUGUCUCCUGCAGGAGCAGAGGGUGGUGUUGUUCUCUGCUGACUGGGCCAGACUCACACUGGUAGCAGAGAGUUUGUUGCUUUUCUUGCUGCCUCUGUCAUGGCAGCAGCCUUAUGUUCCCGUCCUGGCCAGAGGAAUGCUGGACUUCCUCAUGGCUCCCACCGCCUUCCUCAUGGGCUGCCAUCUCAGCCAUUUUGAAGAGGUCGCUUCUGAAACAGAUGAUCUGAUCCUGAUCAACAUUGAUGGUGGAAGCGUUUCCACUUCCUGUUCUGAUACUCUUGACCUUCCACAAAUUCCUCCAGCUGCUGCAGACUACUUCACACAGAGGUGUCAGUCUCUGCAGAUGAAUUUCGACUUGCAUCAGUGUCGCCACGCAACCUGCAGCGGCAUCAACGAGCAGCGGGCGCAGAGACGAGCGUGGCAACACCAGCUCAACCACGACAUCCAGAGGAUCGCGCUGGAGCUCAUCGUCAACAUAUUUAGGGAUGUUAGCUGCCAUCUUAACUAUGAACAUCGAGUGUUCAACAGUGAAGAGUUCCUGAAAACCAGAGAGCCGGCCGAUCAACUGUUUUACAGAAAGGUGCUGGAGACUCACAUCUUCCACUUCUUUCUCAAGGAUCGUCUCAACAGGAAAAUGGAUAAUUACGCUCGCAUGGAGCUCAGCACGCGUACUGAGAUGCAAAAAAGGAAGUCUAUGGUGGAAGUGGCACGCAGAUCCACCGUGCAGGAGAUUCAGGCUCGGAGGCAGAGCUCCAUCAUCGAGAGCAGGCUGAAUAAAAGACUGGGAAUGAGCCUUCCUAACCUGGGAUACGACCAAACUCUCAGCUUCCAAAGAAACAAUCUGCUGCAGAGGAUCAACCUCUCUGACUCUGUUCUAAAGACCCCUCCGAAGCCUGUAAAGGUCUUUAAACUCCCGGACUUCCCUGCGUCUCUGUCCUUCCAUUCAGUCCAGAGUUAUUACAGUGAGCUCAUCCAGCACCUAACCAAGGCCAUCUUCUUCCAAAACGAGAACUCUGCUCUGCUGGCCAGAUUCUACUACCUGCGUGGUUUCAUCAACACCUUGUGUUUGCGGCGGCUGGAUGCUCUGAGUGAUUUCCAGAACCUCUACAAGACGGACACCGCCAUCUUCCCCACGCAGAUGGUCACGUGGCUCGUGGACUCGCUGCACAGGGACGAGAGACAGCAAGCCGACCGACGACAUGAGCUCAAGAGACUCAUCCUCAAGGUGAAGACGGAGAACGAGAAGCCGCCGGUGGAGCCCGAUGACCACGUUAAGAAGUUCAAGCUUCCCCGAGAACCCCUGCAUCAGGACGAGUUUGUGCGUUGUGUUCAAGAAUGUGGGAUUGUUAACGAUGUGGCGACCAUACAUCGUUUAUUUGAGGCUCUCACGGAGGGAAAACCAAAGCAGGUGGAGCCUGAACUCUUCAGACUCUUUUACACCUUCUGGAAGGAGAAGGAUGCUGAGGCCCAAGAUGUCAACCUGCCCACUGAGGUCAUUGACAACCUUGACAACAGCGAGGGUGUCUACAAGUUGUCGUCCUGUGUCAAGACCUCUUACGGCGUCGGAAAAAUCGCGAUGACCCAGAAACGCCUUUUCUUGCUUAGCGAGGGACGACCUGGCUACCUGGAAAUCACCAAGUUCAGAGACAUACAGGACGUGAAGAUCGCCUCAGCUCCAUUUCUACUUGUUCGUAUUCCCUCCCUUCGUAUCCAGACCUCUGGCAGGCCUGAGGUGUUCGAGGCCAACCUGAAGGCGGAGACUGAGCUCUGGAACCUAGUGGUCAAAGAGAUGUGGGCUGGACGCAAGAUGGCGGAUCAACACAAGGACCCUCAGUAUAUGACUCAGGCCCUGACCAACGCCCUGCUAAUGGACGCUGUGAUGGGCUGUGUGCAGACCCAAAGGUCCAUCAUGGCUGCCUCUAAACUGGCUUACUUUGACAAGAUUAAGCAUGAAGAGCCCAUGGUGGUGCACGAAUCUACCUCAGAGACACUAAAACACAAGAUCACCCCGUCGCUGGACAUGGCUGAACCUCAGACUGUGCAUGUGCUGCUAUACACACCAGGUCAGUUGACUUGCAACGACUCGGGCAGUGAGAUGAACCCGAAGCUGUGGGUGGCUCUCAGCGGGGGCAAGGUGGUCGUGUUCGAUGCAACGAGCUGGUCCAUGCUGCAGGACUGCAUCCAGGUUGGAGAGCUGCAGCUGAACUGCAUGCUGGGAUUGGUCCAGGAGCAGGUGUGGAUUGGCUCCCAGGACUCCGUGAUCUACAUCAUUGACACUCGCAGCAUGUCCUGCAACAAACAGCUGACUGAACACAGACAUGAGGUGACCGGCCUCACGGUGGACACCAGAGAUCAACACAACAGUCAGCAGACAUACUCGUGCAGCUGUGAUGGGACGAUCCUGCAGUGGGACUCAGGCAGCCUCAAGGUGAAGCGACAGUUCCACCUGAGCUGCGACCGUCUCUCCUCCAUACAGAUCCACAACAGCACGUUGUGGUGCUGUUGUGGUGACAGCAUUGUGGAACUGAAAAAGACGGGGACAACCCAGCGAAGGAUGCCGCUUCCUGACGACCUACGGAGCAUGCCCAGUAGCUUCAGCAGCUUCAUUGUCAUCCCUGAGCGAGGUCAGCUGUGGACGGGCUGCGCAGACUCAGGGGAGCUGUGUCUCUGGCACAUGGACAACCACAGACAUCCAUUCAAAAGAAUCUCCCUGCCGGGCAGUUCAGGGGUCACCUGUAUGAUCCGUGUCAAAGACCAGAUCUGGGUGGGCUGCUGUGGCCUGAACACAUUCGGAGGUCAGUGGGACGCUCAGAUGAGGAGUCAGGUGUUGGUGGUGAACCCCGAGAGCCACACUGUGACGAAGGAGCUGCACGCUCACUCAGACAGCAUCCAGACGCUCUGCUCAGCCGAGGAUCGCUACGUCCUGAGUGGCUCUGCACGCCGCGACGGCAAGAUCGCCAUCUGGAAGGUGGAGUAG